CAGCAGCAGCAACAACAGCAACAGUACAACAGCAGCAGCAGCCAGCAGAGCACACUGAGCAGACGGACCGCCCAGACCCUGGAGGAACGCACCCAGCUAGACGAACUUCUCAGCGACCUCCUCAGCGAGCAGGCCUACGUCUCGCCCACACAGCGCUCUCCUGGCAGUUUCCAGACCGCUGUCCAGUCCCAGCAAGGCCCGUCCUCCCCACCAGGCAGUGGCGGCCCCUCCAGCAUGAGUGGCGCCAAGACAGUGACCACCACCACCCGGACCUUCACCUCCUACUCCAGCACGGACGCGCACCGGAACCCGGACAAAGUGCUGAUUCAGCGGGCCGAAGUAUCCUACAAGGUGCCCGGACAGGGCGAGAAGGUUGACCACUACACCAUCGCCGCUGACCCCUCGCAGACGCUGGACACUGGACGGCCGAGUCAGCAACCCCCUUACCAUCCCAAGGGGGUCCCGAGCAACGCUUUCUCCUACACUACUUUAGUGGAUGGUCACUCUGAGCUGCAGUCCAGCCAACAGAGGUCGGAAGUGAUGGAACACGAGAACAUGCGCAGUGCCAGUUCAGCUCCUGUCCAAUCGCCGCCGCCUUCUCGGCUGCCCUACCGGCCGGACUAUAACGAUGGGAGUCGCUACGACACCACCUCCUCCUCCUUCUCCUACUCCUCCCUGGACGGCGAGAGUAACUCCUGGCUGCAGCAGCAGCAGCAGAAGCUGAAGAACUUCAAGGAGGGACGGGACUCCACAGGCCGCACCGAGCAGGAGAAGCGACUGGUGAAUGAGCUAAGAUUUGCGCAGAAUAAAUAUUACACCCGACGCACUCAAAAUGAGGAGGAUGAGAGGGCUGUCAUGGACUCGUACAACCGUCAGAACUUGCUGCAGAACGGGCCCACCUCCCCAAAUAGGGCUGUCCAGUCGUACGCCCCUCCUCCCCCUCAGAGGUCUCACAGCACCUCGGCAGUGGACGGGCCCUGGACGCCCCAGGACCAGCAGCAGUACAAUACCUACAGCAGUAGCUCGUACACCGAGUCGCGGAGUUACGGCGACAAGCGGUCCAACAAACCGCCACCCUCGCCCACAAUGCAGAGGUCCUUGCCUCCUGCCUCCGUACAGCCGCCUGCUCCCGUCCCGGCUCGCUCGAGCAGCAAGGAGUACAUGCGAACGAGAUCCAACAGCAGCAGCAGCUCUUGGCAACAACAGCAACAGCAACAGCAGCAGCAGCAGCAGCAGCAGGUGUUCGCACAGCGGCCGUUGCAGAGACAGACAAGCGACACGUUGUACGAUAGGAAUCGUGAAGUAGAGCACGUGCAGCCUCGCUCCUAUGGCUCUGUCCACAGCACGCCCCCGCACUCUCCGAGAGCCAUCUCGCCCGCGGGCCCCACCAGCACUACAACAUACACCACCUACCGCACGUUGGACAGACCACCCCAGGAACAGAUGCAACAGGUGCAGAGAGCCCCGCCCCAACAGCAAGCUCCGCCCCCUCAACCUCCACCUCCGCCACCCCCGACACAGGUCAACCACCAUUACAUCACAGAGGUCUUUGUUCACAGGACAGAUCUGAACAAGGACAAGACGGACAGCACAUCCACACGUCUGGACGAGUUGGAGAAGAAUCUGGAGGCAGCUUCCCAGUCCAUCCUGGCUACCCAGCAAGCCCCGCCCCCACAGCCACGCCAGCAGGUGGUGGAGGAGACUGUCCAACAGUCGCGCUCCGAGUCGCGACAGUUCCAGACCUUCGCUGAGACCAAGCCAGAGCCGAGGGUAAAAGAGAUCGAGGAGGACCGGAUUAUGCUCAGACCCAUUGGGCCUGGCAUGCAAACAUUGGAACCGGAGAGCGCACACACAGGAACUCUUGGCCGCCCUACUACACCAGGCUUCCCUACUGCCCCUGCAACCCCUCCCUUCCCCGUGUCGCCCAGGACGCCUUACCAGAACCCAGCUGCUACCCCUGCUACCCCGUCUAGCGUGUUUAGUUCCUCUCAGGGAUCGGUAUUCCAUUACGCGGCUGGCGGGGGAGGUGGUGCUGGUGGUGGUGGUGGUGGUGGCGCCCCCUUGUGCCCGCCCCAACGCCAAUUCUCCCGAGCCUCUGUUGGUCAGCGGGGCUGGGAUUACGACCCCACCUACGCCACAAUCCCGGAAGAUAUGGUGCUCACCUCAGUAGUGGCCCCUCAGAUGAUCAACCAGGUGGGAACUCUGCACACGUUGCCUCUACCGCAGCAGCAGCAGCAGCAGCAGACUAUACAGUACCAGCAGUACAGCCAGUCGCAGCAGUACCAAACCCACUCCAGCCACCACGACGGCCCAGGACAGGGAACUCUGCACAUCGACACCAGCCCCAAGAUGCUGGUGGCGCCACGGAGUCCAUCCAGUCCCCCGUCCCCCGGCAACCUGAACACAUUGAGACAACAGCUAAGCUCUGCCCACUCUAUGUCGGGCUCUGUGGUCAGUCCGGGACCGCACUCGAUGACUGGACAGAGCUCCCCCAGCGUCUACUUUGGCCUGUCCCGACGCGGAAGUCUCUCUUCAUUGGCUGAUUCUGACAUGGUGCAUACCACCCCCAAGUUUGUGAAGGAUACCUCCAAGUACUGGUACAAAGCCAAGAUUUCUCGGGAUGAUGCCAUUCAGAUGCUGAGGGAUAAGCCACCCGGCACGUUUGUCAUCAGAGACAGUAAUUCCUUCCCAGGAGCGUUUGGUCUGGCCCUCAAAGUGGCCACCAUCCCAGCCAACGUGCAGGCCAAGCCGUCAGGCGACCCACAGGCCGACUUGGUGCGGCACUUCCUCAUUGAACCCACACCCAAGGGUGUUCGCUUGAGGGGAUGCAGUAACGAACCUGUCUUUGGUAGCCUUGCUGCAUUGGUGUACCAGCACUCAAUGACCCCACUCGCACUGCCCUGCAAACUGGCUCUUCCUGAAGGAGACGUUGUAGAUGGUCUGAUGACCCCCGAGUCUCCCAUGAGUGCUGUGGAGCUCAACUCUGCCACCACGCUGCUCACCCAGGGGGCUGCCUGCAACGUCAUCUUCAUCAACUCUGUGGACAUGGAAUCCCUGACUGGGCCUCAGGCUGUCGCCAAGGCCGUCAAGAUGACCUUCGACAACUUAGCUCAAGGUCGCACCACCGUUGUUCACUUCAAAGUGUCCAAUCAGGGCAUCACCCUCACAGACAACAACAGGAAGUUGUUCUUCAGAAGGCACUACCCUGUCUCGGCUGUCACUUACUGUGGCAUGGACCCCCAGGACCGACGCUGGAAGCGAGAAAUUGAUGCCCCAGGAGUGCAAGGGGAUGCAAGACUGUUUGGCUUUGUGGCGCGCAAGCAAGGAUCAGCCAAUGAGAAUUCUUGCCACAUCUUUGCCGAACUGGACCCAGAGCAACCAGCGUUCGCAAUAGUCAACUUUGUAACGAAAGUUAUGAUUGGCCAAAGCAAAGUGAAGUCAUAAAGUGAUCUGAUUGGAUAGUUUGAACUGACGUCUGCUUUCAUCAGCCAUCUUCAGUCUAUCAUCGCCUUCAUUCAUAUUCAUACACUUGGUUUUCAUGAACAUGUAUCAUAUUUUCUCUCAUCUAAGACUGGGACUUUUGUAGCAUCUUAUGUUAAUGUGUUCUGUACUAUCAGUACUGUGAACUAUUAUUCAAUUGGUUGUAAUAGUUGUGCGUUUGUUUCCUGGCAAAGAUUGACAUAAAUCCUAUGUAGGAAGUUUUUCACUAAAUUUCAAGGGCAAAGAUGUAUGUGCACAAUACAGUGAGAGAUGUCCUCUGAUUAUAACCCAGUGUAUGUAGACCUGUACAUAACCCCCUUAUUCUAUUUAAGCAAUAACGGCCUUGGUGGUUUCAUGCUGCAGGGCUGCCAUUUUAUCAACAGCUUUUUUAUUACAUGUGUUUUAGCUGUGUAGUCUUGAGAGAAACUCAAAGAUGUGUUCUGACGUCACUUCACGGCUCAGACAUGUAGCAGUCAUAGCUUCGUUGAACACUGUUUUGUUUUUGUUUAGUCUACAAAUGUUUUACUCUCAACCUUUUACCUCUUGCUCGUCAUGUGUUUUAUCUUCGGGGGCAUCGUCCCAUAAAGCUUACGUCUGCUGUUACUGACUUUUUCUGAGACCGUUGAGGAUUGGACCUCUUAGCCCUUCAUCAUUUUUACUCACGCAUCGUAGCAUUGAGAUGUUGUAGCAAAACUAUGGUUAUUGUCUUUUCUACCUGGACUUGCUGUUUAAAAUAUGUGAUGCUGUGAGGGGUAGAAAUAUCUUUAGGGGUUAAAGGGCAUUCAAGCAUAAUGAACUAACAUAAAGACUUUCCUGCGUGGAAGAUUUGCCGUUGCCAAGGUGUUUAUGACUGGCUUUACAGUGAGUUGCUCGCUGUUGCCAUCUCAGUGGUGCAGUUAAUGCAGCUUAAAAGCGGAAGUUUUCAUGGAAAAACUGGAUUAAUGUGUUUUCCUCCGUCAGUCUCUGACAUUGUCUGCACAAGAUGGGAGUCAGGUGGACAUUUUAAAGUGCAUGGUUGCUUCACUCCCUCUUUCAAGACAAUGGAGAGCAACAGAGAAAUGAAAAGGCAUGAGCUGACAGAGCAUAUCUGGAUGAAUAUUUAUAAAAUAAAAUUCUGCUUUCGGCAGUUCACAGUGGUUUUAUUCUUUUGAAAAUGUUUAUAUAUAUUUAUACAUAUACAUAUAUAUAUAUAUAUAUUAGCGUUUACGUCUUACCCAUUAUAUUUGUUUUUCAUAUUCAAUUAGCGGAGAAGAAGUUGUUUAUGUGUUUGAGUUGAGAGAGUUGAAUUGCAGAGAGGUCUGUGUAGAUAUUUCUAUAUGUCUCUCAGUCUGUAGCAUUGUGUCAAGUAGACCAUACCAUAUUCCUCUGAGGGCUGGGCGGUCUCAUUUCGGUCAUUUGUACAAGCCUCGCUGUGGUAAGACAUGGUGACUUUAGUUGUCAUUUCUCAUGUGCAUAACUUAUCUACAUGUCGUGAGACUGAUUGUUCUGUUUCUAUACAUGCAUAGCCGAACUGCUUUUGUGUUGCCUAAUUAGACUUGACAGGCCAUUAUGUUUGAGCAAAUAUUUUGUUCUGAUAUUUUAGAUUUGGUUUAUAACCCUUGACAUAGCAAAAAAGAGGGACAUUACUCGUGUUUAUUUAACCAAUAUGAUUUAUCGGUUGGAGAGUUGUUUAUUUAAAUUAUAAACUGCUCUGUAUUUUGGCCUCCCUUUGUAAGCUUUUGUGGCAGGUGUUUUUCCCAGUAGGCAUGCAUAUGUACCUUGUUUUGUGAUUUUGUUCUGUUUGUUGGUUUGAUUAGUUGUUGUUUUUACAAAGUGAUUUUAUGCCUUUCUUUCUUGUUUUGUUUUAUCUCUUCAUGACUUUUCCUGCGUACCCUGUGCCUGUUUUGAACAAGUGGAACGUAGUGACUACCCAUGUAAACCUACCCUCCCCGCUCCCCCAACCUCUUUUCUGCCUUGUUGAAUUUUAAAGUUCCUAUCGUUCGUCUUACCAUAGUUUAUUAUACUGGAUUGUGUUUUAAGUUUUGUUUGAUUUGUAUGUUGUUUUUUUUAAGGCUGUGGAGAAGUGUGACCUGAGUAGAAUUGUGUGGUCCAGGCUGGCUGGAGUCACUGUAGCUAGAAUAAUUUUGCUGCACGUCUGACAAGGUCUUUCUGCGUGCCUUUUCAUUAAAGUUCUUUGGUCUUGUACUCAGAGCAAAUGUUUGUUGUGUGUCUCCUGUUGUCAAUGUUCAUCCAGCUGUAUUGUUUGAUCCUGUUUGUUUACUUUUUCAAGUUCGGGGUUUGUCCUCUGUACGCAUGAAUUCAUGGGAUGAAACUGGCAGCGAAAUAGUAUGUGUUGUUUCCUGAUCCUCUCGUCCCCAGUUUUCUUAUUUUACUUUGUGCUUCUGAAUUCCUACCUUUUUGGUUGAGAAAUGUUCCUCUUGGGCGAAUGCAUGAAUGUCUCUUGUAUGCAAGUUUCAUGUCCAGUCUCCACACAUUCUUGGUGCUAACUGUCCUCCCGGACAGACGUUCAACUUGCUUUGCAGCUGUUUCAUCAUCUAUCCUUGUUGGCUUCUCUGGGGUUGGGUCUAUGUUAACUCAACAGUCUGCAUGGGAUGUCUUCUGUGUGCUGAGUUUAUUAUAUUUUUUUGUGUUCUUCUUGUGUUCUUGGACUUUGAAUUGUUCGGUUUUGUUUUCCCCUUAGAAUUACUUCUUAUAAAUAGAAAUCGUUGUUCUGAAAUGUCCUUGAACUUUAGGAGGACUCGAGCUGAAAGAUUGGCAUAGAUGAAAGUAUAAGACCUGUUUAUGGAUGAACGGAAUUAAUUAUGAGCAAAUAGUUAUACCUAUCAGUUUUAUUAUCUGCAGUUUAAACACCAGUUGUUUUAUAUUUGUUCUUAAGAAUUUCGAGUACAAUAAUAAUGUGACUGCUCGAAUUUGAAGCUUUACUGUGUGAGCAAAUGUGGUCUUAAAAGUUUCGAAGGAGCUCCUGCACAGUACAAAAGUGGAGACCUGUAAAUGAGUGGCACACUCGGAGAUAUUUGAUGUAGAAUCUAUUUGAAAAAAAUUGACCCUUUCUAGAGAUGUAUAUUUUGUUUUUCUUGUUCAGAAUCAGCAUCACAAGCUCCCCCAUACAGAAGUUAUUCGCAUUACUACUAUUAGGCAGUAGAGGACUUGAGAUAUAAGCAAAUUUUCAUAAAGCAUAUUAUUAUUAUUAUAAUAAUUAUUAUAAUUCUAUCUGUAAAGUUUUGUAUUGCUCUUUUACCAAGUAAUAGUGCAUGGGUUUUUCAUGUAUUCAUCUCAUUGUAUAAACGUUCUGCUCUUCUUGGCUGUCUGUGACACGAAUUGUACAUAUAACGUUCGACAACUUCUCAUGUUGCAUUCUGUUGUGGAGGUAGAAAAAGCCUUGUUUCAUUACUUUCGAGUAGAUAGAAUCAUAAUGCACUGUUACCAGAAAUUAUUGCAAAAUAGGUGCCUUGAUUUCAUAAGUGCUGAAACCGAUAAUUUUAUUAGAUUAUGUAAACGUUUCCAUUUUUUCCUCAAUUUUCUUUUUUGGGCUAGCAAUGUUUAUUUUCUUUUCAGGCAGAUGAACUGAGGAAAUAAUAACGACGACAAUUUAUGAAAUUCCAAUUUUGAUUUAUCAGAAGCUUUAACAGCAUCAACGACAUCCACAAACAAGGUCGUUUGGAUACUUUUCUUUGCUGUGGCCACAGUUGCUCUUGGGGAUUGAACCCCUGCCUCGUUGUUGGCAGAACAAGCCCAGUGGGUACACGUGAACAGUCAUCCCAGAAGUGCUGGUAUGUUGUCAACUCCUGGUUCACCCAACAAGACCAUUGGUCAAGGGCACGAUCAUCAUCCCCCGAAGGACAUUACCAGCGACUUAGAGCACUUCCAAGAUCCACGACUUUUGCUUCACUAUUUUCAACUUAUAUCAUGCCCCUUUCAACUGCUAGUAAAAUUGUCUUAAUAAACUAUGUUUAUGCAUGCAAGUG
Molecule: messenger RNA, 7445 nt
Organism: Aplysia californica (California sea hare)
Lineage: Eukaryota; Metazoa; Mollusca; Gastropoda; Aplysiida; Aplysiidae
Product: tensin-3
Molecular function (GO): protein binding
Source: RefSeq, a predicted model, not a curated record